UCAAACAAAUUGGUAUUUGUUUGGCUCAUCCCGUGCUUGAAGAAAAAGGACCAUAAACAGAGCAUGUUCUUUUUGAACAGCAAUAGCAACGAGUUCCCAUGAACAACACCAACAGAGGAGAAGAUCAGCGCAAGAGCCAGACAAGUCUGGAUUCAAGGUUCAACCAAACCCUCAAGAAUGUUCAAGGGCUACUUAAAGGGCGCAGUAUUCCUGGUAAAGUGUUGCUGACCAGGAGAUCAGAUCCACCGGAUGACUUGACCGUGCAAGAACAGUCACCCAAAUAUGAAAGGAGCUUCUCAGAAAAUGAUGCUGGCACAAAUGAUAGGAUGGACAAGUCUGGGGAGGUAGAAGUCCACAAUACACGCAACCCAAAUGAACAAUCCACCGGUAAUAAGUUGAGAUCCUCAACUUCCAACAUCGACAAAGCAGCCAAAGAAGUGCAGAAAUCCGCUAUUGGUGCUAGAUCCACAGAUUCUGCAAGAGUUAUGAAAUUCUCGAAGGAGCUCUCUGGGACAACAGUUAUAUUAGAGAGGUUACGUGAGCUUGCUUGGAGUGGUGUACCACCUUAUAUGCGGCCCAUGGUAUGGAGGCUUCUAUUGGGAUAUGCACCACCUAAUUCAGAUAGAAGGGAGGGAGUGCUCAGAAGGAAACGUGUGGAGUAUCUUGAUUGUGUUGCACAGUUUUAUGACAUUCCAGAUACUGAACGCUCGGAUGAUGAGAUCAACAUGCUUCGUCAGAUCGCUGUUGAUUGCCCAAGAACUGUCCCCGAUUUACCUUUCUUUCAGCAAGCCCAGGUUCAGAAAUCUUUGGAGCGCAUUCUUUAUACAUGGGCCAUUCGGCAUCCUGCUAGUGGAUAUGUUCAGGGGAUAAAUGAUCUUGCUACACCCUUUCUGGUUGUUUUCUUGUCAGAAUACUUGGAAGGGGGCAUAGAUGAUUGGUCAAUCUCUGAUCUCUCCCCAGAAAAAAUAUCUAACAUGGAGGCUGAUUGUUAUUGGUGUCUAUCAAAGCUACUUGAUGGGAUGCAAGACCAUUAUACAUUUGCUCAACCAGGAAUACAGAGGCUUGUGUUUAAGCUGAAGGAAUUGGUUAGGCGGAUUGAUGAACCUGUUUCGAGACACAUGGAGGAGCAAGGGCUUGAAUUUCUUCAGUUUGCAUUUCGCUGGUUUAACUGUCUCCUAAUACGCGAGAUUCCUUUUCAUCUUGUUACUCGCCUGUGGGACACGUAUCUUGCCGAAGGGGAUGCAUUGCCAGAUUUCCUUGUGUACAUAUUUGCCAGUUUUCUUUUAACGUGGUCAGACAAGCUUCAGAAGCUUGAUUUCCAAGAGUUGGUGAUGUUUCUCCAGCACCUUCCAACUCAAAACUGGACGCAUCAAGAACUUGAGAUGGUGCUUUCAAGAGCAUUCAUGUGGCAUAGUAUGUUCAAUAGCUCUCCCAGCCACCUCGCUAGCUGAAUGACAAUAGUAACAUUUGCGACAUAUAUUAACCGACCACCUUUAAUUAUAUGAUAUGUUGUUUGGCUACUUGAAGCAACAUACUGACGGUUGUAUGUUGGAGAUGUUGAUUUUUCUUCUCUUGUAAUGUGGCUUGUAUUUUAUUUUAUUUUUUUUUUGUAUUUUCAAGAUAUUUCCUUGUACAUUUAAUGUUAAGCAGAGAAAGAGAGAACCAUUCUUGUAAAACAGUGUGAUUUUCAGGUAUUGAUCUGAGAGAGUGAGUAGCCAAUGUUCUAUAUUGUUGAUA
Messenger RNA from Tripterygium wilfordii, 1737 nucleotides. Its product is annotated as GTPase-activating protein GYP1-like. The transcript has 10 exons. The record is from RefSeq and is a predicted model, not a curated record. Lineage: Eukaryota; Viridiplantae; Streptophyta; Magnoliopsida; Celastrales; Celastraceae. The coding region runs from base 99 to 1451 and encodes 450 amino acids. Gene Ontology annotation, biological process: activation of GTPase activity. Gene Ontology annotation, molecular function: GTPase activator activity.